Pantherophis guttatus is the source of this 10108-nucleotide messenger RNA. RefSeq names its product biorientation of chromosomes in cell division 1 like 1 (gene BOD1L1). The record is from RefSeq and is a predicted model, not a curated record. NCBI's taxonomy places the organism in Eukaryota, Metazoa, Chordata, Lepidosauria, Squamata, Colubridae.
ACUCCAUUUAUGUUUCUGCCCCGGGCAUCCCAACCAUUCAGGGAUGUUGUGGAAGCCAAGCGUGAAAUGCUAAACUCCUCGCUCGGCGGGAAAUUUGCCACAAGAGGCGUAGUUUAUAGGAAGGUCGCAUUCUCCGCCGCGUCGUCAGACUUUCUUCCGGCCUUCUGCUUCCGGGGUUUCGGGUUGUGCGGGAGAGGGUGGAGCCUCACCUCAGUCGCGGCUUGGGAAUCAGCCGACGAGGGUGACGCCGCUGCUGCCGCCAUUAUGUCCGGCAGUGGUGGCACCCUCGCUGCCGAUUCUGCCCCGGUCCCCACCGCCGCCACUUCUCCUCCCGAACAGCCACCUCCCCCCCCCCCGCCGCCUCCCCCGCCUCCCCCACCACAGCCUCCCCCACCGCCGCCGCCGGGGAACUCCGCGGGCGCCGGCGAGCCAGAGCUGGUGUCGCUCAUCCUGAAUCGUCUCAAGAGUCAAGGCCUUUUCGACCAGUUCCGCCGAGAUUGCCUGGCCGACGUGGACACCAAGCCUGCAUAUCAGAAUUUAAGGCAGCGGGUGGACAAUUUUGUUUCCAACCAUCUAGCAACUCAUACAUGGAGUCCUCAUUUGAACAAGAACCAAUUAAGAAAUAAUAUCAGGCAGCAGGUUCUUAAAUCUGGAAUGUUAGAAUCUGGUAUUGACAGAAUAAUUUCUCAAGUCGUGGAUCCAAAGAUCAACCACAUAUUCAGGCCACAGGUAGAAAAGGCUGUCCAUGAAUUUUUAGCCACAAUGAAUCACCAAGAAGAGACCAAUCCCAGCUUUGCCCUGCCUGAAGAGAAAUUAGAACCUUCUGUUUUGCUGCAAGGUGUUCCUGCUGUCCCUCCAAAUGUGAAUAUGGCUAAUGAUGCUCUGUCUAUUUUGGAGACCAUAACAUCUCUCAACCAAGAAGCCAGUGCCACCAGGGCUUCUACAGAAGCAACCAACACCAAGACAAAUGAGAGAUUCUCAAAGAAACUCCUAUCUCAGCACAGUUUGGAUGGCAGCAUAGAGAGAGACCGUAAUGCAGAAGAUGUUGCUGAUGGAGAAAAAACUCCUUGUAACUCUACAGAAGAAAGUUUUGAACCAGUAGUAAACUGUGAAGAUACAAGUAAUUCAUUUUGUUCAAACGAAGAAGGGAAAACUAUAUCAAAAGAAGCUAGUAGCCUGCUUAAUCCAAGCAAGGAAAAUUUUCAGGAAAGCGAUGAACAAAAAAGUAAAGUGGUGGAUAAAUGUGAUAGAAAAUUGGAAAGCUUGGAAAAAGGCGAAAAGAAGAAAGAAAAGAAAGAAAAAUCUGACAAAAAAGUAGAUUUCUCGAAGAGAAAUGGUGUUGAUGUAAAAGCAAAAGAAGAAAAGACAAUAAAAGACAAAGAGACAGAAGUGAUAAAACAUUUAACCCUGGAAAAGAACACUAGUAAAAACAAAAAUGAAAAUACAAAAGAAGUGUUGGAAGAUUCUGAUGUGGACAUACUGAGUGAUAUUACUGUUAGCUCUGUGCAUACCAGCGACCUUUCUUCGUUUGAAGAAGAUAGUGAAGACAUGCUUUCUGAUAGCACAGAAGAAGGAGAAAUUGUUUCUGAUGACGAGGAAGAUGAAUGCAGCCAGAUUAAAGCAAAAUCAGACACAGAAGGGACAAAUGAUAAAAAAACAAAAUCUGGACGACAUGCUUACAUCCACAAGCCUUACCUUUAUUCCAAGUAUUACAGUGAUUCAGAUGAUGAAAGAACAGUGGAGCAACGUCGCCAGUCAGUUGCUAGAGAAAAAGAAGAGAGAUUUCUGAGGAGACAGCUUAACAGAGAAAAACUUGAAGAAAAGAGGAAACAGAAAGCUGCAGAAAGAACAAAAUCUCUGAAAAUCGGCCAUCAAGGUAAAAGCAUUCAAAAUUUGGAAGACCUUUCAAGAAGAAGCUUUGAUCUAAAAACUGGUGGUGCCAGCAUUAAGGAUGUGCUUAAAGAACAAAGAUUUUUGGAAAAGAAAGUAGCACUAAGCAGGAAAAGAAAAAGAGAAUCAAGGCAUGAUGAAGAGGGCUGGAAGAAAAAAUGUGAACAGCCUGAUGAAUAUUUUGGAGAAUUUGAAAAGAUAAAUGAAAGUAUUGAAAAGUUGUCUUCAAAAGAAAUGAAAGUCAAUCAAAGCAAAAAUGGAAAUAAAGUUGUUAGAAAAAUUGCAGAAUUGGGACUUUCACUGGAGGAAAAUAAAAGUGAAAUCAAAGUUGAAAAGGAACACAAGAGAAGAACGUCUGCCUCUUUCCAAUUGGAGGUUAUCCAGCCAGAUGUUGAAGGAAAAUCUCAAUUUGAAAUGGCAGAGGCCAGUCUAGAAGAGCCUCAAAAGCAAAGGAAUGUACUUAAAAAUGAAAAACAUAUUAAAAAAGAUGAGUCAGAAACACCAAGUGUUAAGAAUGUACUGAAGAAAGAGGCCAGACCAUCAAAAGAUAAAAAUGAAAACAAAGAAGACAAAUCAUUAAUGAAGUAUAAAUGUAAAGGAGAUAAUGUUCAGAAAACAAAUGAAAAUGUUGAAAAUGUACCAUCUGAGAAGAGCAUGAGAAAUGAAGAAACUGUUGUGAAAAAUAGUCAGCUAGCAAAAGUUUUGCCUGAUGAUAAAACUGAAAAGAAAAACAAGCAUAGAAGUGAAAGAAAGGCUUCCAUGAACAGCAAAGAGAUGAAAACCACUUCAGAAAAAAAUGAGAUUAUACGUAAAGAGAACAACAGAAAAGAGAGGCAACUUUCCACAGAGAAAUUGAAAGCAGAAUACAAAUCCAGGAAGUUUCCAAAUGAUUCUAGGCCACCAAAAGAGUCACAAAGUGCCUCAAAGACUCAUGUUUCUUCCCUAACAUCAAAACGAAAUGAAGAAGAAAAGCAUGAUGCAGAAUCAUCCAAUUUGGAUCAUAUUUUGCGGCAAGGUGAUAAUUUACACAAAGUCAGGCGAAGAUCAAAGAAUGGCUUAGAAGAAAGGAUCGUAUUAAAACCGAUGUCCAAGAGUUACAACAAAUCAGCCAAAGUACCUGAAAGUGAAUUACAAGAAAGUUUAUCUAAGCAGGAAUCCGUGCAGAAAUUGGACAAAGAUAAACAUUCAGAAGAGAGUGAUCCAGAUAAACAAUCUAAGUUCAAACAGGAAAUGAAAUUUUUUGAAGAAAAUUCCACUGAGUUGGAAAUUGAAAGUGAAGCACAUUCACUUAGUAGUUUCCAAAAAGAUGCUAAUCAUAAAGUUAAGGGGCAGUUGGGAGAAAAAAUAAGAGAGAGAAGUAAAAAUGAUAAAUAUUUGAGUACUUCCAGACUGGAAAGGAGAUUGUCAGCAGAUAAUCACAAAAGCAAAAAUUUUAAGCAUAAUAACAAGGACAUGAAAAAGAAAGAAGAUGAGGGCAAAUCAGAAGACAAAGGCAUUAAAGAAGUAGAAAACAAUGCAAAGAUGCCAGAAAAUCUGCACACAAAGAAGCCUAUUAAAAGAUUAAAUAAUGAACAUCAAAAGGUGAAUACAUCAACUCAAGAAAUAGAUACGAGAGAGGAAAAAAUACCAGCUGUCACAAACCCUUUCAUUUCUUUUCAAAAGACUACUGGGCACUUACUGUAUUCUGAUCAAACCCAGGAGCCAAUUGAGGAAUAUUACAGUGAUAUUCAUAAUCAACAAAGCCAAAUUGAGGAAGAAAGCAGUAACAAUUUACAGGGAAAAGCCGAAUUGAAAAAUAUUGUCAAAGACCAAAUACAUCAUCAUUUAAGGUCUGAAUUCAAUACAACAUUGUAUUCAAAUUUCAGUAACUCUGAAGGAAAAGUGGAAUUUUUUUCUACUAAGGAAGUAAAUAUAUCAAGUGGCACCUUCAGGCAGAUUCCAAAGGAUUUAAAUUGUUUUGAAAAAGAACAGCAUCAUGUAAAUGCUGCUUAUGAAGAAACUGAUCACGUUUUACCUGAUGCUGCUCAUGAAAAUGAAAAAUUAAAGUUUCAUGGAAUGACUGAGGAUGGUCAUAGUCCAAAGAAUCUUACAAGUAGAGGUCAUCAAAUUUGGAAAAGUAGUUCUUCAAUAAAGAGUUUAACAAGGGAAUGUGCACAUCAAAAAUCUAUGGAUGUAGAUCUUCCAGAAAUCACAGAGCCUUCAAAUAAUGGAUCUAAAGAGGGAUCUUUGAAUAGAUCUUGUGCUAAAUAUACCAUUUCAGAUAGUCAAACCCUUGCUGUUAAAAUGAAAUUUUAUGAUAACAUCGUGCUCAAUACAAACCUGAAAGAUGAUACUGCCAAUAUAAGAAUUAAAAAUUCAGAAGACACAAUACAUUUACCUUCUAAACUAAUACCUAGAAAAGGGAUAAGUUCUGUAGCAGGCAUUCAGGAAGUUACUAGGCAAAAAAGAACUGGAAGUGCAUCAACUAGUAUUUUAGAGAAUGAUAAUCUCAUAGGCUCAGAAGCAGCAUCUACAAAUAGAAGUGCAAACAAAUAUGUUUUAAUCAAUUUGGAGAAAGUAGAAAAGGAUCAUUUCAGUGAGGAUAUUGCAGAAUACAAACUGAAAACAGACAAAAAUCAGAGUAUUAGUAAUUUAGUAGAAUUAUCUUCAGGUUCAGUGCCCAAGAAUGUUCCAGAAAAAAAAAUCAAAGUAUCUGCACUCAUCAAAGGAGGAAAUGAUAUGAAAGAAGUUGCUGAAGAUAAUAAUGAAAGCAGUGUAGUAGGCAGUAGUGUAGAAGGUAUCCAUUGCAUUGUUAGUCACAGUAGCAUGGAAACUGAUGCAAAUGUUAUAGGAACUAGCACAGAAAGACCUACUGGGAACCCUUCCAUAGCUGAUAGUAUUAGAGAAAACCAUGGAGAUGAAGACGUGUCAAAUUUGCUAACCGAAGGUGAAGCCAUCAUUACUUGCUCAGAAGAACAAAGAAAGGCUCAUUUAAGUUGUGCAAGUAUAGAAGCAGAUGAAGGUUUCACUUUGGGCCCUUGGAUCAAAAGUAAAGAAAAUGCCCAUUCUGUAACAGAAAAAGCAAUUGGUGAGUGGACUGUCACAACGGCUGAAGAAAGUGGUGCUGUUAUGGAAGAGCUUGCAAUAUGUGAGAGUUCUUCAACCAGUAGAAAGGAAAGAGAAAGUGGUGAAUGCACUGUGAAUUACGUAGAAGAAAGUACAAAGAAGGCAGUCAAUGGAAGAAGAGAUGAACUUGAUCAAAGUGUGAAUAGCUGUGUAACAGAAGAGAAAGAUGAUGCUGUAACCAGUGCAAGCUCUGAACAAAAAUGUAUAGCUUCCAACUAUGUUGAUAUAAGCAAAUUUGAUGGCGGUGCCACCUGCACAGGUGAAAUAGAAAGUGAUGGUGCUGUAACCAGUGCAGGUACUGAAGCUCAGAAUCAGUCUAUGAUGGGUGAAAAUCCAGAUACCUUUCAGAGUAACUCAGUUCAAUGUGAACAAGCUAAAGCAGCUGAGGGCACUGUGACUUGUACAGCUAUAGAAACUGAGCACAUUGGUUAUGUUAUUUGUUCAGUGACUGGUACAGAUUCACAAGAGAAUGCUGUAACUGGGCUUUGCCCUGAAAUGGUAAAUAAUAUCGCGACAAUAUCCCAUGCUGAUAAAAGUGAAGACAUUGUAAAUGGUGAGAGUGCUGUCACUAGCACAGGAAUAAUAGCAGAAGAUGAUCCUGCUUGUACUCUUUUGGAGGAAAACCAGAAAGGAUUUGUAGGAGUCUCAGACCCAGGAGAAAAAUAUCAACUUGCCACAGACAGUACAGAAGUUAGAACUGAAACAAAUGCUGUUGAGGUCAGUCAAGGGUCAUAUAUUGAUGAUGAAGGUUGUGUAACCAGCACAGGUGAAAAAGAAGAGGAUGAAGAAAGUGAAAAUUUUGUAACUAGUACAGGAAGAGGCAAUGAAGAAGCAGAACAUGUGUUGACUUGUACAGGAACAGAAGAAAGUGGAAUGUUGCUUAUUAACAUGGGAAAUACAGAACAUGAAAGUUCUGUCUGUCUAUCUACAGAUCAGCUUGGAACAGGGUUAGAUGAAUAUUCUUUAAAUGCAAAUAAAAGUUCUAUUGAUAUUAUGGCAUGCUUAUCAAAAGAAAUGAAGGUUGAUAGUAUUUACAAUAAUAUAAAGGGGACAGUUGCAAGUAGCACCACUAGCGUUGGCAUAAGUAAUGAAAAUAUGGCAUUUGUCUCCCCGAAUGAGGAUUCUCUGUUUACCGAGACACUUAAGAGUAACAAUGAACUCUUAAAUAAACAAAGUAUAAAUCAGCCAUUGGUUAGUGAAAAGAAGAGUGAGAACACUGAAUCUUCCUUGGAUAACAGGAAAUGUGGAGAGCUGAUUAAGAUAGUAUCUAAGGAAAUAAAUAUAGUUUCAGCAUCUGCUAGUGAAAAUGAUAAAAGUAAAGGUGAGAUUAUCUCUACAAGUGGGGCCAAAUUGUGCUCUAUUUCAGCACAUUCUGCCAAACACAAUGAGCCAACAUUACCACUUGUUGAAAGAACAGUUGAAAACUUAGAGGAGUUCAGAGGUCUGCUAACAUCUGAAGAUUUCAGUUUUCCUGCACCAAGUACAACUGUCAAAUAUAUGAAUCAAGAUAGAGAUGUUAUGAAAUCUAAUAAAAUUUCUACUAGUAUUUUAGAAGAAUUUGAAACUCCAAUGCCAAUCGUAACAGUGAAAGAUACUGACACUAUACUUGCUACUAACAGAGUUGUAGAGAAAACCAACAGCAUGGAGAUAAAUGCCAUUCAUAUGCCCAGUGUAUUCACUGGAGGAAGUGAUGAAAUCCAGGUGGUUGGUAAUAAAGAGGGAAGGGAUGAAUGUGCUACAAUUUCCACAAGUAUAAUUGAAGACACAGAAACUCCUGUUUCAGAGGAAGGCACUGAAGACAUUGCUCAAUGCUUUGAUCUAAGACUGGCGCAAACUACUGAUACCACCACAAUCUCAACAAGUUCAGUAGAACAUUUUGAAUUUUCUGCUGAGAAACAAAUUAAUCAGAUCUCUGUAACAGAAGGAAAAUUGAAUUUUGCUCAGCUUGCAACUGAGAUAUGUAACAGAGUUACACAUAGUGUAGUUGUACCAAUAGAAACAAAACACAGAAGUAAAAAUACAGUGGUCUCCCCAAAAGUAGAAAAGUACAAGACUGUUCAAGGAGCUACAAGCCAAGAAUCUGAAUUAGAUGAAAGUGACAUGCAUUUACUUACAAAAGUAGGAAUAUGUCAUGGCCUUGAGUUCAGUAUUAUUAAUAGCAGAUCUGAUCAGUUGUUUAUUGCUUCAACUACAGAGGAUCUUGCAAAGAAUCCUGACAGAACAGGAGCUGCUGCCUCAGAAGAAAUUCCAUGUACAUUGACAAGCACAGAAUUGGAAGAGAAAACCAGUAUGUGCCCUGAAGAAUUAGAUCCCACUAUGUUGACAGAUUUAAAAAACAGUAAGAAUUUAGUUGAGUUACCUAAUGAUGGUCAAGGGAUCCAGGGUGAGGAAGAAAGUAGAGAACCUUCAGUUAUAUCCAGGACUAAUGGCAAUAGUGAAAGCAUAGAAAUUUCCACAAGUACAAUGGAACUUGUUAAUGUAGUUGAACUUCCCUGUGCAGAAAUAAGUUUUGAUUCCUGUGUCUGUCGUGGCCUAUCUGCUGAAACAAAUAUGGCUGGAAAUAAAUCCAAAGAAGAUGGGAAAUAUAUUGAGGUUCUGUCAAAACCUGCUGGUCUACUAGAAAAAAAAUUAUGGAAUGAGAAGAUAGACUUUAUUAUUCACCAACCAGUUUUAAAAGCUGAAGUUACUGAAGGAAAGGAUGUCUCCAACUCCAGUUCAUUACCAUUUGAAUUAGGAGGAAAUUCUGAGAAUGCUCAAUGUAGCAAGGCUGAUGUAAAUGCUAAAGUACCAGAUGCUCUUGUUCAUGGAAAUAUAGAAAACGAUCAUGACAGUAAAGUGGUGCGUCCAUUUGUGACUAACAGUCUGGAACCAAGGCUGGAGACAGCAACCGACAAGCUCCUGUGUACAAAUCCAGAAAAGGAACUUCACUAUGAAGAGAAACAGCCCGAAGAGGUUCUCAAAACCUUUGGAAAUACACAUGCUAUGGUCAUAACAGAAGCAAUAGAAGGUCAAAUUCUUAAAGAAAAAUUAUCAGAGCCAGAAAGACCUGAUCAGAACGAAGAGAGUUUCAUGCCAGAAGCAAUGAGGAGUCCUACUAUUGAAGAGGGUGGUGGUACACAAUGCCAGAUUUUGGAAGAGGAGGCCAAAGAAGAAAUUAAUGAGGAAAAAACUGCCAACAACUCAGAAGAAAUGCCUGAAUGUCAUGCUGUGGCUGGGAAACAUUCCUCAGAAUCUGUAAAAGAAAAAGAUAAAAUUAUUGGCAGAAUGGUUAUUUCUAACACUUUAGGUCUGGAAUCCAGUUUGAAUCCUGUUGAGAGAAGCAGUCUGCAGCAAGUCAUAGUUAAACGAAAAAGAGGAAGACCUCGCAAAUAUCCUGUUGAAAUAGCAGCAGUGCAGAGUCAGGAUUCAGCAUUGGACACAGUCAUGAGAAAUGUACUGCAGUCUUCAGGCACUAGCAGUAGACCAGUGAUAAUACCAGAAGCCAAUGAUUUUUUGAACAAUAGAAGCAAUGAAACUGAAAAAGAGAAGAGCAACGUGGUUAUGCGGUUAAGAGGAAGAAAAUCGAAACAGGCUUGUCUUUCAUCAGAAGAAACAGGAACAAACACAUCUGAGUCAUCUAAAAAACGUCAGAAGGUCAUAUCGGUCUCUGAAGAAAGCGUUAAGGGCCAGGAUGAAAUCAAGGAGAAAGGAAACAAUGGUGAAACAGAUGGAGAUGAGAUGCAUUCAGGAGCCACAACUAGGUCAGCGUCAAGAUUAGAAGCAGAAAGGAAGCAGCCAAACAAGCCAACAACCCGGGCCUCAUCAAAAAGCCAGAAUCCAUCCUCAGCUCUUCCUACAAAUCGUCAGAAAUUAGCAAAGAAGAAGCAGUCAUCUGCCACUGCAAAAGUGAACAAAAGUCCUCACUUGGCCCAAUCAAAAUUUCAACCCACCAAGCGCAGAAGGGAAGCAAGUCCCCCAGUGUCACGUAAGAAGGAUCGCCAGAGGGCUGAUGAGACUGACAUGAAAAUGUCAAAGCGAUAGUUGGAACCCAUGUCAGUGGGGAUUCAGGGUGGGAGGGAACGUUCUCUGCUCUGUAACGCUUGGAUGGGUUGCAUGUGUGUAUUUCCAAGAUGUAACAUAAUACACAUGUAAUAUUUUAAACAGCUUUAUAAACUAUUUGUUUAUGAAGAUGAUAUGAAUUAGAGAAGGUUUCUUUGUGUCCAGGAGGAAUUUGCUGAUGCUUCCAAUCCACUCUUCACUAGUGGCUUCUUAACACCUUUUUGUAUAUAAAACAUUUAUUUAAAAAAAGAUUGUAUUUUACUGUGUAUGAACAUAAUGGGAACACUUUAUUGAACUGCAACACCUGGUAUUAUAUCAUAUUGUUUUAACUGGAUUAGUAAAUGUUGUGCUGCCAUGCUUAGCGCUGGGUAGGACUAGGAGACGGAAGUGCGAAGCUAAUUGGGCUCAGAACAUUCUCAUAUUCGGUACAAGUAGAUAGGCAUAAGGAGAGCCUUGUUACUUCCUUUGUUGUGUUUGUAACUUUCUCUAUGCUAAGAUUUAAGAGUGACAUUUACAGUGUUGAGUUCAAUGUGCUCUUUCCUUUGGAAAUGUAUUCUCUACUUGUAAACUUUCUCCCAGUGUCCUAGCUGGAACAUUGCACAAGAAGAGUUUUUGACUGAAGAGCACAUCACCUUUCUAUGGAGCUCUUAAUUGUUCUUCUCCCAGGGCUUUUGUUUCUCCAUAGAAAAAUGGAAAACAAAAGGACUGAAAAGAUUGGCAACAUGCCUACUUUAUCCACUAGUAUUAAAGAAGCGCGUAGAAUCUGGCUAGUUGUCCAAACUUUUAGUAGACUUGCAUUUUACUCUCUCAAAAACAAAUCUUCAAUUUGAGUUCCAUGUAAAGCUUUUUUAUUGUUAAUCGCACUUGUCUCUUGCAAAGAUGUAAGUUGCCAAAUAUUAUGAGAUUAUUUUAAAAUGUUCAUAUUCAUCUUUUAUAACUAAAAUCAAUAUUGAUUUUUAAUUUUUUGUUGUAGUUAUUGUUUGGAGAUCUUUUGUUGUACUGUGGAUAUUUCUGUCAAAUAUUCUAGUUUGUUUCUUAUUGAAUUUUUAUAUAUAAAUUACAAAAUGUUUCCAAA